Molecule: messenger RNA, 4027 nt
Organism: Vicugna pacos (alpaca)
Lineage: Eukaryota; Metazoa; Chordata; Mammalia; Artiodactyla; Camelidae
Source: RefSeq, a predicted model, not a curated record
UGCGGGCGAGUGGGGCCCCGAGGGCCCCGCGGGGGCGAGCGACACAGGGACCUUCCCGAGUCUCGAACGCGGAGUAAGAAGUCGCCAGGCCCGCCAGGAGGUGAAGGACGACCUCGGCCUGGGAACUUGAGAAGCAUAAAACGUGGAUGCUUAAAACCGCAGGUCCUUGUGAAGUGAAAUGCUGUGGGGCUGCAAGGGGCUGGAGUUAGGUAGUCACGGUGGCUCCGCUGGAGGAGGCAUCACGAGGUCACAAAAAUGGAAUCUACUUAUGGCUGGGGAGAAAAUGUGCACUUCUCAGAGCAAGCCUCAGGCGUCCCAUUUGCUGCCUCCGGUGUGGGCUCUUAAUGGUUGAUAAUCGCCUAGUAACUGCCCCCAAUCCCCUGUCCUCGGACAAAACUCCACCAACAGGAUAGGUCCUGCGCUUAGUGCAAGCAGUAAGACAUUGCUUGAACUUUGGGUGCAAGCUGGAGAAUACCCGGAAAUGAGACAGCUCUUAUACCCAGAGCCUACUCUCCCCACCAACCAACAUCCGAGUGCCUCGAUGCCACCCCAGAGGCAGCAGCAGCAUAUGGAUCAGACACACACCUACAUCCGAAUGUUCUGUGGCAGCCUCUGUGGCUUUAGUCUCCUCAUGCUGAUCUGCGUGUCCCCACUGAACUGGGUGCAGUUCCUGGUGAUCAAGAAUGGCCUGGAGCUCUACGCAGGACUCUGGAUCUCGUGCCACGAUGAGCUGUGCUGGAGCCGCACACCCAAGCCACCCUAUUACCUCCAAUAUUCCAGGGCCUUCUUCCUCAUCUCUGUCCUCACCAUCCUCAUUGGCCUUGGCUGGCUCUUCAGCGCUUGCCUCCCUAGGACAGGAAGCACGACCACUAACUUGGACCUGAAGGUGUCCGUGCUCAGCUUCAUCUCAGCCUCCUGCUUGCUUCUCUGCCUCAUCCUAUUUCUGGCACAGGUUCACUGGCACACUAGGGAGGCCAUGGAGUCAGCCUUCCUGUGGACCUAUCAUCUUAACUGGGGGAGUGACUUCUUAUACACGUUUGCUGGGAUCCUCUCUUUCCUCAACUACCUAACUUCCAGAGCUCCUCCUCUUGAUCAAAAUGUCAUUGCAAUUCCCACAGAGAAGUCGAGGCUGGGGAUUGGUCCAGUGACUCCAGCACAACCUGCAGAAGAUGCAGUGUCAAGGUCUCAGACAGAAUCUACAAGUGAGAGACAGGAAAAUCCACCAAGUGCAGAGCUGUGAUGGUGACAGGACAUUCCAGUGACUGCUUGUCUAAAACGCAGGGGAGAUGCUUGCUGAGUAGGGAAUGAUUGUACAGAUUCGAGGAAACCCCUCUGGUAUCAUGUCCGUAUCACCGAAGGAGACAGCAUUAAAGCUGAUGAGAUGUCCUUUGUGUAUGCUGCAUCCAGAAUAUGCAUGAUCCUCGUAAAGAAAGUAAUGAAAAUCACUUAAGAAAAAAUUUUUAAAAGGAAACACCAGUGUUCAGGGUCACGAGUGAAGGAAACUAGCAGCAGGCGCAGUGCGUGAGGCAGAGCUCUCUCUCAGCACCAGGGAUCUCAUGGACCACAACGGUCCAUGCAGAAUGCCACCAGAUUCUAUUUGAAGUUUUUUUAUCAUGUGUGGCUCUGGGCACACUCAGGAUGGAAGGCAUUUGGACCGCAGUGCUGAAUCUGAAUGGAGGCCACUACCAGAAGUGGAAUGGACAGCAGCAGAGAUAAUGCCCACCACCCAGAGGGGCUGGGGGUUGCUGGGUAGACUCUGGAAAAUCGUGAAACCCCGCUUCCUGUGAGGGCUGGCAAUCUGAAACCCUUACAGCCUGUUGUGUGAGCCUACGACUCCUCCCUAGGCUGGGGGAUGCCUUAAUCAGGCAUCUAUAAACUCUCUGAAAUUCCAUGCAGACCUUGUGCACGCACUUUUCUGUAAAGGAGCCGUCAGAUUCUUGAUAGGCCUUUGCCUCUUUUUGUUCCUAAGGCAUCAGCUCUGUUCGACUGAGCCGGAUGAGGCUUAAAGGGCUUUCUUCAGCCUGAGUGUGCAUGUGGACCAAGUUAAAACCCUUUUCCAUGUUCUGUAUACUGUGUAAGACUGCGUAGGGGUGGGAGCAUUCAGGCGAUAACAUAAUCUUUUUUUUUUCGGUGGAGGCCGGUCAUUCGAUUCAUUUACUUAUUUAUUUUUGGAGGAGGUUCUGGGGAUUGAACCCAGGACCUCGUGCACACUAAGCAUGUGCUCUGCCACCUUCCCCUCACAUAAUCUUUUGAUGGCUACAGUUCCCCUUUAAACUCAGACCAUUUUCCAUGCAAAAGGCCCCCAACAUUCAUUCUGUGUUUUAUUCCUUUAGUAGCCGCCACUACUGUUCUGUUGGCUGAGGUUCAUUCUCCUCAAGCCUGGCGCAGGAAUGGGCCACAGUGCCCAGCUUCAUCCCCUCGCUGCUCUUAAAGCUCAGCCCCGGGGUCCUUUUGGUUAAGAGAUUCACUGGUAACCUGUGUAGAAAACAAAGGUGAUAGUUCUUAUAAUCCUGGCCCCUGGUGAGUAACUUUCAAACACUUCCAGAUGGUAGCUGGAAGACCCCUAGGUUAGUACUUCUGCUUGUGUUCCUAAAGGUGUGAGCUAAGCAGCACACGCACACGUGCACCCACACACAGAAACAAGCACCGUGCUGGGUGCUGAGUGUGCACAGCCUGGUAGGCUGUGUCCUUGCUGCUGAAGGUGGUCACGGACCAGAAGGAGACACAGACAGGCAAAUGGCAAAACUAUGUGAUAAAGGUUAUGAAAGGGCCAGUACAAAAUGCUGUCAUUCAGCAUUCUGGCACUGAGGGCUGGUUUCAGGGAAGGCGCCCCCAGAAAGGUAAGACUAAGAUGAAUCUUGGCUCAUGUUAACAAAGAUGAGCCGGGAAGUGUGACAGGUGCAAAACAGGGACCUUGUUGGGCUAGGAAACUGCAAGAAGAGUGAAGCAGUUUGGAGCACAGGGAGCAAAGGAGGGAGAGAAGCGGUCUAGAUGUCACUGAGCUUUUUGCUCCAUGACAUUACGGCCCACGUCUCGCAGGAAACAGAGGACUUGGCUCAGACGGGUGAAUCUAUAUGUUAAGGGACUAUUUACAAGGUCCCCUUAGAAUUGAAAAAGAUUUGGGGAAACGUCAGCGGGAAGAGUCAUUACUGCUCCGAAGCCUGCUCAAGAAGUGAAAGGAGGAGUUACCAGAAUCCAGAAGGGUGGCUCUGUGGCGAGGGCGCCUGUCAGGGGCUCUACCCUGGACCGCCCUCAGCAGGCAGGGAGGAGAGAAACAGUGAAUUAACACAAUGAUCCUCACACCUCUGAUCUUUGCCCCUGCCUGUCAUUGGUCACACCUAAUCUAGGGCUGGAUGGAUGGCAAGAAAGCUAUUGAAUACUCCAGUCUUCUGGAGCAAGGAUGGAGAGUAGAUCUGGAGGGGCACAUGGAAAAUCUCCAGCAAAUCACUGCAUCCUCAGACCUAACACAAUACCUGGCACAGAGGAGGUACUGAAUGACUGAAUGAGGUUGGAGAGUGAGCAGAAACCCCAUCUUUCUAGGUUUUUACCAAUUCAUGUUAACAUGAUUUUGCUUCAUAGUUGUGGGGAGCAAUCAGAGUAUUUUAAGCAAAAGGGAGACAUAAUUAGAUUUGCAUUUUAGAGGCAUCAAUCUUGGUAACUUUGUGGAGAAUAAAUGGAAAGAACAAACCUGGAAGCGGAGAGACCAGGUAAAAAGCUGUUGUGACAAUCCAGGACAGAGAUGCCAAAGGGAUGUUCUAAAGAAGUGGAAACAAAAAUACAAGAUCGGCUCGAGAACAUUAAAGACGUGGAAUUGCCAGAACACGUGUGAUUGACUGGUGGGAGUUAAGGGUACAGGACCGGGGGGCAGGACGGAAAGAGGAUGACUAUGUUUCUCGAAGACCUCUUGGAUGUUAGUGUGUCUUGAGAAAUCCAGGCUUGGCAGACAGGUUGCUGUAGGAAUCUGGAGUUCAGCGGAGACCUGGGCGGGAGAAAGGGAUUGGAUCAGAUCUGGCAAGUAAGACAGAGA